UCACUUUGUCAGUGUAAUGGCUAAUGAAGGCAAAAGCAAGUUUAACAAAAUGUAGACAAAUGUAGACCACUGAUUUCACAAACUGUUUGCUUUUGAAAUUUGGACUAUUUAUAGCUAAACAGUCGCUAGAGGGUGCAAACUGCACAGAGUACAUUUAUGAAUUGGAUGCUUUAUUCUCUGAUGCUGGGCGGUACUAGCAGUUGAAAUCGGAUGUAAGCUAGUUGGCAGUUGCCUGAAGAUUCAAAAGGAUGGUUUAACUCUAUUGUCUCUGCUUAGGAAGGAAAAAGACGGUCUAAUGGACUCCAACAGUGAAGACGGAGAGUAUCAAAAUCUUAGACAGGAUGCAGCCCAGUACAGAGUGACCUAUCCUCAUGGGAGCACCACAAAAGAUGUGAGCUGGAUGACACAUCAUCAGAGCGGGGUGGAUUAUGAUAAAAAUGAGGAUUUCAACAAAAAGAGGUACCCGGUGAGUCGCUCCGGCAACAACCCUGGCAGAGUGAAGCGAGUAGUGUCAUGUAAGAGGAAGACUCAUCAUCUGACAGUGACCCGAAGGAAGCAGAUCGGGACGGGGAAGACUUAUGAUGCCGCAAACAAGGAGAAUGAGAUGAACUGCAUGCAGGAUGUGCAACAGGAGAUAUUUGACAUGGACCCUUGGGAGUUCCCUCGAAAUGUCAACAAUAACCACAAAACUGGUAAAACUGGUUCUGAAGCCGACUACUGUACACUCACUGAGCUAACAAGGGAUCAUAGCACAAUGACUGAUGUGCUCUUUGGAAGAAAUCUGAGACUGAAAGUGUCUUUAACGUUGUGGCAGAGAAAUUUUGGAGAGCUGUUGACAUACUUUCUAAGAAUCCAAGACAUUGGUGUCUUUGUUGAUUUCCUCCCACUGAUAAGCAAAAGCAUUGAUGAGAAUUCCCCCAAAGUCACCAUUGGCUGCUGUGUUGACCUCUUUCCUUUAGUUAAGAAAGUCCUCACAAAUCCAUAUGAAGAGUAUCUUAUAGUGGGUUUAAAGUGGAUCCAUUCAGUUUUGAAAAAAUGGUGGGACGAACUAAGAACAAGUGGCUAUUGUGGCUCAACAGAACUUCUGAUGGAUAAAAAUUUCCAGGCAUUUAAUCAGCAGUUAUUGGAGUUAUGGUAUCAGGCACCUUUACUGAAAUCUGCUCCAGGAACUGCUGGGGACAUGGCAAAGGUCAUUGACUCCUUCCUAUCUCAGCUUACCUGAUGGCAACAAAGAAGCAGAUAACAGAUAUUUCUCUGGUAGCAGCUUCUAAAAAACUAAACAAAAAUCCAGAGUAAAAUCUCUACAUUGGAGCUGCUGUUGUUUCCACAGAGAAGUACCUUUUAGCUUGUACUGUAGCUGUUCUAAGGGGAUGUCUGUAGAGCAUAAUGUAGCCUAUUUAUUGGCUGGGAGAUGAACUUGAACAGUCGAAUUGAGUAACUGAACUGAGAAUGUGCAAUAUAAAUUUAAAUCAUGUGGCAAAUUUGACUUGUCUCUUAAUUGGCAAAGUAGGAUGUUGUAUUUAUGAUCACCAAGAGGAGUUUUAUCAUUUUGCAUAUUUAGCUCAAAAACUGUAAAAAUAAAAAAGUAAAUAAAUAAAUGCAAGAGUUUUA
Messenger RNA from Plectropomus leopardus (leopard coralgrouper), 1611 nucleotides. Its product is annotated as KATNB1-like protein 1. Gene Ontology annotation, cellular component: nucleolus. The record is from RefSeq and is a predicted model, not a curated record. NCBI's taxonomy places the organism in Eukaryota, Metazoa, Chordata, Actinopteri, Perciformes, Serranidae. Gene Ontology annotation, molecular function: microtubule binding.